Messenger RNA from Botrytis byssoidea, 570 nucleotides. RefSeq lists its product as uncharacterized. The transcript is spliced from 3 exons. The record is from RefSeq and is a predicted model, not a curated record. Lineage: Eukaryota; Fungi; Ascomycota; Leotiomycetes; Helotiales; Sclerotiniaceae. Bases 1 to 570 code for a protein of 189 amino acids. Gene Ontology annotation, cellular component: membrane. Gene Ontology annotation, biological process: mitochondrial electron transport, succinate to ubiquinone; tricarboxylic acid cycle. Gene Ontology annotation, molecular function: electron transfer activity; succinate dehydrogenase activity.
AUGUUUUCGCAAAGAGCAACUCAACAAUCGCUGCGCCGGCUCGCUGCUGGUCAGCCAUCACUUAUCUCACAAUUGGCAAUGAGGAAGCUCGCGGCACCUGCAGCCAUUGGCGCAUCAAUGCAAACCAGACCAGUAGCCACCCAAAAGUUAACCCCAAAAGAUAGCUACAACAUCCUCGUCGAGCAACGCAAACUCCGACCUGUCGCACCUCAUCUCACAAUCUACCAACCUCAAGUCCCUUGGAUUAUGUCUGCCCUCAAUCGUAUUACUGGUUGUAUUCUCUCGGGAGGUUUCUACGUUUUCGGCGCUGCAUAUCUUGCUUCGCCUUUAUUUGGAUGGCACCUGGAUACUGCCAGCAUGGUGGCUGCGUUUGGAGCUUGGCCCCUGGCGGCAAAGUUCCUGGCUAAGUUCACAUUAGCCAUGCCAUUCACAUAUCAUUCCUUCAACGGAAUAAGACAUUUGGCUUGGGAUAUGGGAAAGACUUUCAAGAACGCUACAGUUGUUAAGACAGGAUGGACAGUUGUUGGUUUGAGCGUUGGUAGUGCUUUGGCGUUGGUUGCUUUCUUCUAG